Molecule: messenger RNA, 2225 nt
Organism: Mucor mucedo
Lineage: Eukaryota; Fungi; Mucoromycota; Mucoromycetes; Mucorales; Mucoraceae
Product: acyltransferase ChoActase/COT/CPT
Exons: 5
Coding region: 35-2173 (712 amino acids)
Biological process (GO): carnitine metabolic process
Cellular component (GO): mitochondrion
Molecular function (GO): carnitine O-acetyltransferase activity
Source: RefSeq, a predicted model, not a curated record
AACCCAUCUUAUCCCCCUUUUUUUUCUCUAAAACAUGACUAUUCGCUUUGAACAUGAGCCCACCGAUGGUGAGACUUUCCAAUACCAAAACCAAUUGCCAAAACUCCCUAUUCCCAACCUUCAAGACACUGCAAAGCGCUAUCUUGCUGCAUUAAAACCCUUGCAGUCUGCACAAGAACAUGAAGCCUCAAAGAAGUCUGUUCAAGAAUUUUUGGAUAAGGAAGGCCCUGUCCUUCAAGAAAAGCUCAAGACUUAUGCUACUGACAAGUCCUCCUAUAUUGAAGAAUUCUGGUACGACUCUUAUCUCCAUUAUACCGAUCCCGUAGUUUUAAACUUGAACCCAUUCUUCUUGCUGGAAGAUGACCCAACCCCACUCCGUAACGAUCAAGUAAUCCGCGCUUCUUCAUUGAUCUAUUCUACGCUUACGUUCGUACACGCACUCAAGACCAAACGACUUGAACCUGACGUAUUCCGUGGUAUUCCACUUUGUAUGUCUCAGUUCAGUCGAUUAUUUGCUACCGCUCGUGUGCCUACCGAAAACGGUUGUUAUAUUGCUCCCAACAAUGAGAUUGUAGGUAGACAUAUUGCGGUCAUGUCUCACUCCCAAUUUUAUCACUUUGAAGUAUUUGAUGAAUCCGGUGAUUUUGUGCUCUCUGAAAAGGAAAUCGCGGCUAAUUUACGUGCCAUCUUGAGAGACUCUGCCCAAACUCCUGUGACCGAAAUUGCCAAAAAUGCCGUUGGCAUCUUAACUACUGAAAACCGUCGUAACUGGGCUAAAUUAAGAACACAAUUGAAAAGUGACCCUGUAAAUCGUGAGGCACUUAAAGUCGUAGAUGCCGCUCUAUUCAUCGUCUGUCUCGAUCAUGUAAAGCCCACUUCCUCUGAAGAUUUGAGUAACAAUAUGUUGUGUGGAACUUAUAAUUUGGAGCAAGGCAUGCAGGUGGGAACGUGUACCAAUAGAUGGUACGAUAAGCUUCAAAUUAUUGUUUGUCAAAACGGUAGCGCUGGUAUUAAUUUUGAGCACACAGGUGUCGAUGGCCACACUGUAUUACGUUACGUGUCUGAUAUAUACACUGAUACCAUUUUACGUUUCGCAAAGACCAUCAAUAGUCAGACUCAAUCCAUCUUUCACAACUAUCGUCAAAGAAGUGAUAGUCAAUCCGGAACUCGUCACCGUGCUUCUUCCACUGAAAGUUCUACGGGCUAUUUUGAUCAUAAUCCACGAAAGAUCGAAUGGAAUAUGACUGAAGAGGUGGAGUUGGGUGUACGUUUUGCCGAAACAAGACUCUCGGAUUUGAUCUUGCAAAAUGAAAUUAAGGUGCUCGAGUUUCACGACUACGGCAAGAACUUUAUUACAGAUAUGAAGAUGUCACCUGAUGCUUUUGUUCAAAUGGCUAUUCAAGCUGCUUAUUAUGGUCUCUAUGGUAAAUGCGAGUCGACCUAUGAACCUGCCAUGACAAAGACUUUCUUACACGGUCGUACGGAAGCUAUUCGUUCUGUCACAUCUGAGUCUUUGAAAUUCGUUGAAAGCUUCUUCUCUACAAAGGCUGCUGCUUCUGAAAAAUUGGAUUCCCUUAGAGCCGCCUUAAAGGGACAUACAAACAUUACUCGUGAAUGCUCCAAAGGUCAAGGCCAAGAUCGUCAUCUAUACGCUCUUGAAUGUGUCUGGGAUAGACUUCACAAAGACGAGAAAAAGCCUCAAAUUUUUGUUGAUGCUGGUUGGAGUACAUUGAAUAACACCGUUAUUAGUACGUCUAACUGUGGUAACCCUGCACUUCGUUUGUUUGGUUUCGGCCCGGUUGUUUCCAAUGGUUUCGGUAUUGGUUACAUCAUCAAAGAAGACCGCAUUUCAUUUGUGGCAUCUUCCAAACAUCGUCAAACAGAACGCUUUUUGCAAACUUUAAAGAAAUACUUGCUUGAUGUCAAGGCCAUGUUGUUGAAAGAGAAAUACCCUGGCGGUGUAUCUCAGCGUCAACGUAUGCUUGCUUUGGAAGAACAAGAAUAUCAAGCUCAAAUUGACGGCUAUAGCUACUUUGACAAUGGAUACGAACCUGCUCUUAGUGAUCAUACCUUAUCUGAUAGUGGUGCUGGUUCAUCACCCAGUGAUCGCUCCGUCAGAAGCAGCAAUCGAAAGAUUGGUAAACGUUUAGUGAUUCGUGAGAGUGAUGAUUAAAUAAAUAUUCCUUUUUUCCUUUUUUUUUUAUUUUAUACAUUUUAUCGAAUUU